Molecule: messenger RNA, 1793 nt
Organism: Glycine soja
Lineage: Eukaryota; Viridiplantae; Streptophyta; Magnoliopsida; Fabales; Fabaceae
Product: FHA domain-containing protein DDL-like
Exons: 10
Coding region: 218-1396 (392 amino acids)
Cellular component (GO): nucleus
Molecular function (GO): mRNA binding; protein binding
Source: RefSeq, a predicted model, not a curated record
AAUUAGUCCUCGCAUCGUUUGGACUGAGAUUGAUAAACCCUAAACCACGAAAUUUUGAACUCACCACACAAUAGAGAAUCUGAAUCAAUCGCGAUCACAGAGCGUGUAAGCAAUAAGCAAAUAACAAUGUUCAACGCUUGACAUUGUGGUGUUAGUAACUUAACCACCGUUCUGGAACUUGGGAUUAUUCUGAUACAGCACCUCCACCGUUACUACUAUGGGCCGUCACUCUUCCAGCAACCACUCUCCCUCCUCCUCACGCCGCCACCGGAGCCACCGCAGCAGCGUCUCUCCGCCUCUACGAGACAAGCACGAGCAUUCCGGCUGCAGUACGGCCAAACCGGUUCGGUACGGUUCGCCGGAUUCUCCACUUCGCUCGCCCUCUCCGUCUCUGCGGACGAAGCGGCUGAAGAAAGGUCAAUCCGAACGCGAGCGGGAGCCUCGAGAGAACGAGAGGAACCAUGGCGAUGGUAGCAGAGGGAGAGGCUCCGAGAGGGAAGCCGGUGAGCGGAGGGAGAAGAAGAGAACGGAGAACGAUGAGAGUAACGGAAGGAGUAACAAAUCGGAGAAGAGAACAGAGUACGAAGACGGUGGCGGAAGGAGUAGCAAAUCGGAUAAGAAAAUGGAGUACGAAGACGGUGGGGGAAGGAGUAGCAAAUCGGAGAAGAGAAUGGAGAACGAUGACGGUGGCGGAAGGAGUAACAAGUCGUUGCGGUCGAGGCACGAGAGGUCGCCGGAGCGUGACCGCAAUGGGAGGAGCCGGCAUAGGUCUCAGUCUCCGCCACGUCACCAUGCUUCCGCCGCGGAUGCAAAACCACGUGAUGAGAUGACAAACGCAAGAGAAGCUGAACAAAUGGAUGAUGAGGAUGAUUCUAUUAGGAAGAUGAAGGCUGCUGAGGAGGCUUUGGAAGAAAAACAGAAGCAAAAACCUUCAUUUGAGCUAUCUGGAAAGCUUGCGGGUGAAACAAAUCGAGUUAGAGGUGUUACUUUGUUAUUCAAUGAACCACCAGAGGCUCGCAAACCAGAUAUUAAAUGGAGGCUUUAUGUUUUCAAGGCUGGUGAAGUGCUAAAUGAGCCCCUUUAUAUACAUCGCCAAAGUUGUUAUCUUUUUGGAAGGGAAAGAAGGGUUGCUGAUAUCCCUACAGAUCAUCCCUCUUGCAGCAAGCAACAUGCUGUUAUUCAAUUCCGGCAAGUUGAAAAGGAGCAACCUGAUGGUACAUUAUUAAAGCAAGUAAGGCCUUACGUUAUGGACCUUGGAAGCACAAACAAAACUUUCAUAAAUGAUAGUCCCAUUGAACCUCAACGAUAUUACGAACUUAAGGAAAAGGACACCAUUAAAUUUGGUAACAGUAGUCGAGAAUAUGUAUUACUACAUGAGAAUUCUAUUGGGCAAUAGACACUAAUGUCUCCAAUUUCGCUCUAUCUGCUCAUCAGAACUGAUUAAAGCAGCAUUUGACCUGCAGUUUUUGGUAAUUAAUGUCCAACUUCUGUGUAUUCCCUCCUUUCAGAAGUUUCUAGAUCAGUCUGUCUACAAGUUUCUUGUUAUUAUUAUAUAUGCAAGAUACAUUAGAUAAUUUAUUUUGAAGUUGUAUAAUACAAUCUUGAGCCGCCCACUUAACCAAAGUUAACUCUUGUAAGCUGAUAAAUUUGCCCUGUGAAUUUAACUUGCUUGGUUGGAACAUUUGCAUGUUAGUUUCGGACAGGGUUCAACAUUUUCAUAUAGCAUUGUGUUAUCUUUCUCCUUCCCCUCCUUGGGUCACCUGGUAGAGAAAUUAUUUGGUUGUUCUGCUGUC